Ceratotherium simum simum (southern white rhinoceros) is the source of this 1467-nucleotide messenger RNA. The record is from RefSeq and is a predicted model, not a curated record. Lineage: Eukaryota; Metazoa; Chordata; Mammalia; Perissodactyla; Rhinocerotidae.
CCGCUGCCCACCUUCCGCUGGGAGCAGAUCCGCUCGCACAACCUGCCGGGCGACAAGUGGCUGGUCAUCGAGCGUCGCGUCUACGACAUCAGCCGCUGGGCACAGCGGCACCCGGGGGGCAGCCGCCUCAUCGGCCACCACGGCGCGGAGGACGCCACGGAUGCCUUCCGUGCCUUCCACCAGGACCUCGAUUUUGUACGCAAGUUCCUGCAGCCCCUGCUGAUCGGAGAGCUGGCACCAGAGGAGCCCAGCCAGGAUGGACCCCAGAAUGCCCAGCUGAUCGAGGACUUCCGAGCCCUGCGCCGAGCAGCUGAGGAGAUGAAGCUGUUUGAGGCCAAGCCCACCUUCUUCGCCUUCCUGCUGGGCCACAUCCUGGCCAUGGAGGUGCUCUCCUGGCUCAUCGUCUACCUCCUGGGCCCCGGCUGGGUGCCCAGCACCCUCGCCGCCCUCAUCCUCGCUGUCUCCCAGGUGCAGUCCUGGUGUCUGCAGCACGACCUGGGCCACACCUCGGUCUUCCGGAAGUCCCGGUGGAACCACCUGGCCCAGCAGUUUGUGAUGGGGCAGCUGAAGGGCUUCUCUGCCCACUGGUGGAACUUCCGCCAUUUCCAGCAUCACGCCAAGCCCAACAUCUUCCACAAAGACCCAGAUGUGACCGUGGCUCCCAUCUUCCUCCUGGGAGAAUCAUCCAUUGAGUAUGGCAAGAAGAAGCGCAGAUACUUACCCUACAACCACCAGCACCUGUACUUCUUCCUGAUCGGCCCGCCGCUCCUCACCCUGGUGAACUUUGAGGUGGAAAAUCUGGCAUACAUGCUGGUGUGCCUGCAGUGGGCGGACUUGCUCUGGGCCGCCAGCUUCUACUUCCGCUUCUUCUUGUCCUACAUCCCCUUCUAUGGCGUUCCUGGGGCGGCGAUCCUCUAUGUGGUUGUCAGGGUCCUGGAGAGCCACUGGUUCGUGUGGAUCACGCAGAUGAACCACAUCCCCAAGGAGAUCGGCCAUGAGAAGCACCGCGACUGGACCAGCUCGCAGCUGGCAGCCACCUGCAACGUGGAGCCCUCGCUCUUCCUCGACUGGUUCAGCGGGCACCUCAACUUCCAGAUUGAGCACCACCUCUUCCCCACGAUGCCAAGACACAACUACCGCAGGGUAGCCCCGCUAGUCAAGGCUCUAUGCGCCAAGCACGGCCUCAGCUACGAGGUGAAGCCCUUACUCACCGCCCUGGUGGACAUCGUGGGGUCCCUGAAGAAGUCUGGCAACGUCUGGCUGGAAGCCUACCUCCACCAGUGAAGGCACACCCAGGGUCCCGCAACCACCAAGCCAGCCCAGGCAGGCUCAACGACACCCCCCACCCUCCUGCCUGGGGGGCCCUGCUACCCUCUUCAUCCUGCUGUCUUCUCCUCGGUCCCCUCGCCUGUCUGCUCGGCAGCCCUAAGGCCGCGGUUCUCGGUCCAACAGGACCAGGGCUGGGGG